UUCAGAGAGUUCUGGAAGAUCCUCGUAAAUAAUAACCUCCAUCGCGCGUUAUCCGUACGUCUGGUGAAAUAAAAGCCAGAAAGAUAUAUAGAAAGUGCGCAUAUUCAUUAAAAACUUGAAGAGAGGAGACUGAUGGUCUAAUGAAGAGCUUUAAGAGCUCGAGAAAUUCAUGCCAGAGACUCGGCUCGAUAUCAAAGACAGAGGAGAAAAGAGAAAAAAGCCAUUGCCUAAGAUGGAAACUUGAGAGUCGAGAAAAUAAAAUAAAGAAAGAUACGGUGCGUUAUCGAGGUUAUUGACGCGGCGGGCAACUGUGCGCUCUCCGAAAGAGACUUAUAUAUCGUUGCUCUGCGGGGCGAGCUUGAAUCGGAAGAUAUUUCUCAUAAGAAAAGAGGAAAUACAUAGCUGUAUCCAGGAAAACUUAAUUAAAGAGAAAAACGAAGAAUAUCAUUCCGAGCAAUUACACCGUACAUUCAGCUCUUGAACAUCAGAGGCGAGCCGCACAAUUCAGUUAAUGAAAAGCUGCGACGGUUCCACUAUCAACUACUGGCAUGACUUUCUCGUAAUGCACCGGUGGAGGCUUUCAAGGGCAAUUUGUCUCGAAUUAUCUUUAACGCCGGCGGGGACUGGAAUGAAGCUUCGAGCAAGUUUGAGAGAGAGAGAGAGAGAGAGAGAAAAAGAGAGAGAGAGAGAGAGAUAGAGAGAGAGAGAGAGAGAGAGAGAGAGAGAGAGAGUCUAGCCGUCCUCGUCCUUCUGCAGAAGACAGCUCGUUAAAGAAAAAGGAGGAACGCGAGCACACCGUUAAUUUCAUUUCAUUAAAAUAUGAAACUAAUUUUAACGCGUCAACGACUCGAUUAAUUAGUCUAGUUGGCUCGUUUUUUAAUUUUAAUGUGAAUGUGUGUAAAUGAAGUAUUAUUAUUACUCGCAUUACGCAGAAGUGUACCAAAAAAGUAGAAAAAAGUGUAAUAAUUUUGCGUAAAUUUUUAAAAACGACGAAGUCAAAUUCUUCGCAAAGCAAAAAUCCCCAAACAAAGUACCUAGCAUGACUUCCAAUAAUAACCAAUUAUGUCCGUAUCUCUCUCUCUCUCUCUUUCUCUCUCUCUCUCUCUCUCUCUCUCUCUCUCUCUCUCUCUCUCUCUCUCUCUCUCUCUCUCUCUCUCUGAAAAUCCUCCAACAUAACGGGCAACGAGAAGAAAGCCCGGCAACAAAGCGCGAGAGGAAAAGGCAAGUCGCGAAAAGCUCGAGAGGCAAUGGGAAGCAGUAGCAGCAGCUGGGAAAAUAAAAGACGAGAUAGCUGCGGUAUAAAGUAAGUGACAAACGAUGCGUUCGUGGUCUGUGGUGGGGCGACUUUCUCCUUUUUCUGCUGCUGCCCUUUAUGCGCGUGUUUUCCGGUGCGCGCACACGUCGCAAGCUCGUCUCAUUGCAAUGCGCGCGUCGAUUAAGGUUUUUUUUAGAGGUACAAGGGCUUUUUUUCUCUUGAGUAGGGGGACACCAUAUAAAACAAUUUUCAUUCAUUACUUUUUUACAGUUAGAAUUUUCAAAUUUAGCGCCAUUAAACGACCCCUCGUGAUGAGUUUUUAGAUAUCAGCUAUUUAAUCAAUCAUAUUUCUCGAUUCAUCAGAAUCAACCAAUCCAUUUUCGGCUUCAAUUUUCUGGUAUAACUUUCUUAAAGAGGAUAACAUAUUCGUUUCAUGUUUUAUGCUGGAACAGAAAUCAAAUAACGCGUACGAGAGCCAGCAAGUCGUCCUUUCAAUCGUAGAGCGUUUGAGGAUCGCAGUUUCGCGGUUGGGCUUUGAUCUGGGCUGUAGCGAUCGAGAAAUGAAAGGGAGAAAAGUAUGUGGCUUUGCAUAUUCCUUCUUACGCCUUUUUUAUUUUAUCUUUUUCUUACGCUCGAAAGAACGGCAGGCGUUUGGCUGUUUCUCUUUGCCUUCGAGGUCUUUUGAUUUUCCGUCUUCUUUUUCUUGUUCUUCUUCGCCUUCUUUUUCUUCUUUAUGUAUAGUAUACAAGCGAGAGAACACUUUGAUUGUAAUGCGUGUCGUGUGGGAAUGUUUUGAAAGUUAUACGAGUUUUUUGUUUGGGUUCGAGAUAUUUAUACCCUACUACUUGACUGGUAUUUAAACUUAAAAAAUUUUGACUUAAAAAAACAUCAGUUCUUCAUUAUUGCAAGAUUUAAAUCAUGCACCUAUUGUACUUUGCAAAGUUUAAUUACAAACAAUUUUUUAUGCUUAUACUCCAAAAUCUUGUUUGUAAAGAAAUGGACAACCGUUACUCAGAACCGGCGAGCGAUGGACACGGGAAUUCCUUGAUCAAAGAUGCGAUUCGCUUCGGUGUACCGUUAUACGAACGCGGUGGUAUAUAUGUAAGGAGCAUGCGAAACGCUCUUCAGUCGAGAUCUGCUCAUUUUCGUGUUCACUAUGGUUACUGCAAUAUUUUAAUACGCGUUGAACAUAAAUAAAAUUUUUACGCAUUAUAACGAUUGGGAUUUUUAAUACCGAAAAUGUCGGUUACAACUAUUUUACUGUUUACUUUGGUUAAGUGCACGCUCUUGUUAUCAACUGUAUCUACUCAACAAGAACCAACAGCUAACAAUGCCAAUGACGUAUUCCUCUUCAUGCCCACGGCCAUUUUCACUUUACCUUACUACAAAAUGCAUUCGCCUGACAUGGCAAAGCUCUCGAGAAAAAUAUCUAUCUUUAUAAACCGGAAAGAACACGUCAGCAUCAUGGAUUUUCAUCCGCCUACUAAAAGGAUAUUUUUCGCAAUGGAACGCGUUGGCUACUGGACGAGAAAUUCCCAAAUCUACGCGAUGCCUUGAGAUCCAGACUUUGAGUGCGAGGGAAUGUUUGAAAAGUCUAUGAUAGACGACGUUGUACAAAAAGGUGAUCCUUUAGCUACCUAUAUACCUAUACACGAUGAAUACGACGAAGUCACUGAUGGAAAACGCAAUUGUAAGACUAGUCGUCUUACGAAUAUGCCAUUUUAUGAAGAUUUGAAACCUGCUAAUCUCACCCUUGUACGAGAAGAGGAGAAUUGGAAUCCUAGAUCGAUAGCGAUUGAUUACAUUGGCAACAAGUUAUACGUUGUGGUCGCCAACGAGAUGACUGUCAAUAUUUACGAUCUAAACGGUCACAAUAAAGCUAUCGUUUUUCGAAAUGAGUCUGUGAUACCAAUCGAAGUAGUCCUUGAUGUGCCCCAAGGCCUUAUGUUCGUUCUGGGCUACAAUAAUAAAAUCGGAGCGAUGCAGAUUUAUCGAGCAAACAUGGAUGGAACAUCAGUGCAGCUGAUUCUUGAAAAUAUAGAUGAACUUGAAGAAAUCCAAAUACGUGAAAGAAUCGGAUUCGCCAUCAGCACUUUGAAGAAAAGAAUCUACUUCCCUAAUUUCAAGGACAGCAUUUUAGAAAGCUCGGAUUACGAGGGACAAAAACGAGUGACGAUCGGCAAAGUCAAGCAUCCAUCCAGCGUAACCGCUUACAAUGAUACCGUCUACUGGUCCGAAGGUUCUUCUGUAAUAAAAGGUUUUGCUUGCUUCAAACCCGACGGCUGUUCCAUUUGGACCUGCCAAAUUGAUGACACUGGCAGCUGCAUCGACAAUAGCACAAAAUUGUUCGAAAAAGGAGCAAAUCAGCAGGCAUCUCACUCGAUCAAGGCUGUGGUCACAAACCCUAGGAUUGGAUCAAAUCCUUGCGAAGUCGAUAACGGCGGUUGCGAACAUCACUGCUUACUUAGACACUCGAGUAUCGAAGGCAGUCUGGGUAGUAGUUGCGUCUGUAAAGAAGGAUACCGAUUGUCAGAGGACCUGAAGAAUUGCACUAAGACUAAGAUAGCCAAUAUCUACGAUAGCUUUUAUCUACCAAAACGGAUGAAACUGACUGAACUAUCGAACCUAUCCAGCACAGAUGUCUUUCCCAUAUCGAGAAACCUGCUGUACCGAUUGAAGUUCGAGAGAUCGGAUAGGGUCCUCAUCAAAUCUCCGUUCACCUAUCUGGAAAUAGAAGAGAAUGGCAAAAGCAUUCUGGAGAAUGAAAUCGCCCAACGAGACUCAGCCACAUCCGACGUUAAGCAAGAUUCACAGCUGUACACCUUUGGUUUAAACGUUGAAACUCACCAAUGUAAAAAGAAUGUCGGCGACGUGGUGGUGACUAGGUCGCCCAAUGGAUUUGCCAGAGUCCUCAGUUACGAUUGGGUCACUAAAAAUCUAUACUACGUUAAACUACCUAGUAGCAGUGGAGAACAAUCCGAACUCGCGGCACUGAGACUCGAAUUGCCGAAGGGGAUUUGCCUGGAUCAACAGAAACCUAUUUUUCAUUACAGAAGCAAACGCGCUGUUAAUUUGGCCAAAAUUCCUGAACCGGUAUCACUCGUGGUUCAUCCUUACAGAGGUUAUGUCAUUGCGUCUCUUCGGAAUGGAUCGUUGAUAAGACUGAAUACUGAUGGUUCCGACAAAAUAAUUCUUCCAAACGUUAGCGAUUCCGUUUUGCUGGCGACUGAUAUGAACGACGACAAGAUCUAUUGGAUGAGCUCCGAUCAAUACCUGAACUUCGCAAACCUGGAUGGCUCCAGUUCCAAGCGAUUGUUCAAGAGUCCAGUAAAAGAAAUAAAGGCGAUGGAAAUUUAUGAUAGCUGGAUCUACAUCACCGAUGAAAAGAAGCUAUGGCGAUUUGACAAGUUGACUGGAAAAGCGUCAGGUAUCAUUGAGGACUUUCAGGAUAUUCAACAAUUAUACCGAGAAAGUCUGGGUCUUAAAGUGCCGUCGAAAUACGCCCACUACGUCAGUGAAGACCAUCCCUGUGCUGUUGGUAACGGACACUGCGAGUCUCUCUGCUUUGAAGUACAGGUCGAAAGAGGUUCAGGUGACUUAAGAAAAGUCUGCGCGUGAAGUACAACUUGAGAACUCCUCGAGUGAAAUGAGUGUCUGUGAUAGCGUAUAAGCACAUUCAGUAUUUUAUUUUUUAUUUCUUGUACCACUGCGUAAAUUUGUACUACUGGAAAAAUAAAAAAAUACGUCGUAUAAUGCCGUCGUCAAGCGUGUGUAAUAUAGUAUACGACGUAUAUGAUUUUACUACAAGCUAAA
Nasonia vitripennis (jewel wasp) is the source of this 5068-nucleotide messenger RNA. RefSeq names its product low-density lipoprotein receptor-related protein 5-like. The transcript is spliced from 6 exons. Bases 2837 to 4873 code for a protein of 678 amino acids. Lineage: Eukaryota; Metazoa; Arthropoda; Insecta; Hymenoptera; Pteromalidae. The record is from RefSeq and is a predicted model, not a curated record.